Messenger RNA from Magallana angulata, 1250 nucleotides. RefSeq lists its product as uncharacterized. The record is from RefSeq and is a predicted model, not a curated record. The transcript has 2 exons. Gene Ontology annotation, molecular function: oxidoreductase activity. Bases 226 to 1164 code for a protein of 312 amino acids. Lineage: Eukaryota; Metazoa; Mollusca; Bivalvia; Ostreida; Ostreidae.
UGAUUUGUUAGGGCCACGAUUUAUUUUAAUGCUUCUUAUUACCAUCUCAUAAAAUACAACAAAUAAUCAGGGACGUAUAUACAUCCAUAAUUAAUACAUAUAGGUGUAUGUCAACCCAUGUCCGAUAAAUCUAGUUCGUUUAUGAUAUCAACUUCGCUAAUCCUCGGACCCACCCCUUUCACCAGGGAUCAAUUGCUCGUCAAAACGUUGUUGAGUAAAGACUGAAUGACAAGGACUGGCUCAAGUAUGCCAGAAGACCGUCUAAAGCAGUUACGUAGCGGAAGUUCCAAAGACAUAGGACCUUUUCCUGUUCUUACAGACAGCCCUUCCGAAAUUGACAUUGAUAAGUUCAACAACGGAAGAAAAUACUUCCAAAAUAAUGUUGCCAUUUGUGUUUUAGCAAUGUUGUGCUCACUUGUCUCAGGGUUCAGCGUGGUAAACCUCUUGGAACCGUUAGUGUUUACCAACAAAUCGAACACACCCAAGAAAUCGCUGAAACGAUAUUUAGACACAGUGCGUCACGUGGCUCUUUGGCAUUAUGGUGAUAUCUUGGACCCGUUGUCUUUAGCCAGGAAAUCCAUUAGGAAGGUUCACAGCAUGCACAAAAGUGUUAGAGACCGUAUGGUGGAAGCUAACACUGACGGUCGACAUUUUACGCAAUACGACAUGAGCCUAGUACAGGCGGGUUUUGUGGGAUUUAUAAUCUUGUACCCAGAAGAACUUGGACUUCAAGGCUCUAAAUCUGACUUGGAAGACUUUGUUUACUUUUGGAGAUGGGUUGGUUUCUUUUCAGGAAUAGACGAUGAUAAUAACAUAUGCAUUCACGGACUAGACGAUGCAUAUCGAAUUUGCAAACAAGUCGAAAACGAAAUUGUGUACCCCGCGCUUUUUAACCCGCCGAAACACUUUCAUUCCAUGGCAAAGGCAUUUACAGAUGGACUUUGCCUUUUGUCCUUUUGUAGGGUUUAUACACCGGAAUCUGUCAUUGGUUUUUCGUUAGAUAUGGCAAACAAGAAAAGACGUCAUGAUCUGAGCUUUUUUGACACUUGCCGUGUUUUAUAUUUAAAGUUGUCCGUUUUCCUUUUAAAGCAUUGCUCUUGGUUCAGAAGACUUGCGAACAGACUCGUAGAAUCUUUAGUUUUACCGAAGCAUUUUGAUUUUUAAUGAGUUUUUACAAACGUUUGAUUCUGUAUUAACAGUUAAUUUUAUUUCACAUAAGAAGUCUCAUUAUAAUUAUUAUCUCAUUAUAA